This is a messenger RNA of Amphimedon queenslandica, 773 nucleotides long. Its product is annotated as ankyrin repeat domain-containing protein 50-like. Gene Ontology annotation, molecular function: protein binding. The annotation marks the transcript as partial. The record is from RefSeq and is a predicted model, not a curated record. The transcript is spliced from 9 exons. Lineage: Eukaryota; Metazoa; Porifera; Demospongiae; Haplosclerida; Niphatidae.
GGUACCUAGGCGAGGCAACCCCGCCUUAUAAAAAUGGCUUCAAAAUCGCCUCCUCCAGACUCUUCAUUUUUCUCUAUCUUAAAUUGAAUUUACUAUUAAAACUAAGUACUAACUUAUUCUGGUGACCAAGUCAAUUGCUAAAAAGAAUCAAUUUUGAAGAAGAGUUUUUCAAUCACGCAGACCCAUUAUCUGAAGGAAACAUUACCACUUCAAGUAUUACUGCUUUGAAUAAUAGAUCAUUUCAAAAAGAAGAUAUAUUAUUACAAGGAGCUGAAGAAAUGAAUGAGGAGUUAUAUGAAGCUGCUAAAAGAGGUGAUUCUAUUGGUGUCCAGUCUGCACUGUCUCAAGGAGCUAAUGUAAACCAUCAGAAUCCUAAAGAGUUUGAAGGUACUUCUCUUCAUGUUGCUGUAAGAGGAGGAUAUCAUGAUGUUGUACAAAUUUUAUUGUCUGCAGGAGCUGAUGUGAACCUCAUAGAUACAGAUGGAGAUACUGCUCUUAUUGAAGCAGCAAGAGAAGGAAACUGUGAUGUUGUAGAAUUACUGCUGAAGAAAGGAGCUGAUCCUUCACAUUCAAACAAUUAUGGAGAAACUGCUUUAGUUGCAGCAGCAAGUAGAGAAUAUUCUAAUAUUGUACAGUUAUUAAGUGAAGAAGAUGAUCCAAAUACUUCAGUUCAUAAUAAGGAGUUAUAUGAAGCUGCUAAAAGAGGUGAUUCUACUGGUGUCCAGUCUGCACUAUCUCAAGGAGCUAAUGUAAACUAUCAGAAUCCUGAAAAG